Messenger RNA from Rhipicephalus microplus (southern cattle tick), 1197 nucleotides. Its product is annotated as intermembrane lipid transfer protein VPS13A. Gene Ontology annotation, biological process: protein targeting to vacuole; protein retention in Golgi apparatus. NCBI's taxonomy places the organism in Eukaryota, Metazoa, Arthropoda, Arachnida, Ixodida, Ixodidae. The record is from RefSeq and is a predicted model, not a curated record.
AUGCACCUGUUGUUUCAUCAAAAGCUGUCAUCACCUGUGCGGGAUCCCCUUCACGCACUUUCCAAGCUGGAACUGGAAGAGCUCACUGCCAGCCUGAAUCUCUUCAGUGACCAGUCCCUGGAAGUCAAGUGUUCUUUGCAGAGCCUCCUGGUACAAGACACCCGCACCGAUUCCACACUUGUUCACACCAGGGUGGUUUGCUCAUGCACUGGAGACUCUGAUACAGUGACUGCUGGCAUCAGUGUCAGCUCUCCUAACAUGGUCGAUAUCACAUACAGGGAGACUACAUCAGGAGAUGCAACUGUGGAUGUCCUGGUGGCUGAAAUGUCUUUGCGGGUGUCUGUGCCCUACCUGCUGACCCUGGCGAACUUCUUCUGCGAUGCACUGCCACCAUGCAGCAAUGUGGACCUGCAACCUGGGAGGCUGCCUUCAACUGGUCGACACUACUCGGUCAUUGGAGCACGUGAUAUGGGCCUAUCCUACUCGCUGGUUCUCCAGAAGCCUGAGAUUGUCUUUUUUGCUGACCCUAGAGACUAUGGCAGCCAAGUGAUUGUUCUCAAGGUGCCUGCAUAAUUUGAGCACAACUCACGCUAGUAUGUUAUAGUUUGCUAGGAGAUUCAAACAUGACUCUCAAAUAGUAUGAAUAGUUCGGCAGAUGCAUGCUUCAUAACCUGCAAAUAUCGCAUGGAUGCUGCAAGUGGGGCCGCAUAGAUGCGACUGCCCGCUGCCCGUGGCUGCCGCGUGUCACGAGUGCACCCGCGGUCAUUGUCUUCCUCUUAUACCUCCAAUUGGCAUGCUCGCGACUGCCGCUCCUAUAACUUUUGCAUCAGUGCCGACAGCACUGUCUCUGAGAAGAAAAUGUGCCAACCAGCAUGCUCGCGACCGCCGCUCUCAUAACUUUUGCAUCAGUGCUGGCAGCACUGUUUCUGAGAAGAAAAUGUGGCGGUAGUGGUCCAUUGUGCGGAGGUUGAUACGAAAUUACUAUAGGUGAAUUUUGGUGCCAUGCUAUUCUGCCUUGAUCAUUGAUUUGGAAUCCUUGCAACUUUAUUAACAAAGCUUCAGUAUUAAGCAUCCAUCAAACUGAGCAUUGAUAUCUAAGCUAAUGCAGAAACUGACCAAUGUGCAUCCUUUAAAAGGACACUGAAGUCAAAUAUUCACUUGGUAUGCCCUAUUGAAGUACUAUUCUAGAAAAAAACC